AUGCCCGCGCAUCUGACCAAAGUCAGCAACAGUGACCUCAGGGCGCAAUAUGAUCUUCCAGACCCUAUUGCAGUCCUGGAGCAGCGCCUUGACCAGAAGAUCCAACAACUUCAGCAAAACCAGGGGGACCCUGCCAUCAAGGGACCGGGCGUGCUGGAGUACUGGAAUCAACUGCUGACUCGGCUUAAGCAGGCAGCGAACACUCCUGCCAGCACUGUUCUUAUGGAGGCACCAGCGUCAACACAAUACGCAUGCCCCACCUGCGGCAUGUACUAUCCCACGAAGAAGGCUCUUCGACAACAUCGAGCGCUGAGACAUGGCCAGAUCCAAGCCGAUAAGCUUGACAUUGAAUACAAGCCCGAGCAGCACUCAGUGGCGGGCAUGAGCGGCUCUCCGCAUCCGGGGAAGACGAAGCAAGGUACGGCGACAAGCGGCUUCCGCGACGCCGACCAUCAAGCUGCCAUCCACAUGGCCUAUGCCUCAGCCAGCGAUGCGAGCCAGCACCGCAGAGACAUUCAGGCGACAUACCAAGGCCAGUCAUCGAGAGCAAGGAAGAAGUGUCUCCCGCUACUGCAGCUUAGCCUCCGCCUUGACGGGACAGCCAGUACCAUUGGAGCCGGAGCAACAGCUGGCACAGGUCUGGGGUCUCAGCUCCCCGCUUGCGGGGAUGCCAACCCCGCUGCGCCAAGGGAACGCAGCCCGAUCACGGAUGAGCCCAGGACAGCCGAACAAGUUCAGGAAGGGGCAGGGCAAAGGCAAGCAGACUCAGAGCAAGAGGGGAAGAGAGCAAGACGACGAGGCGGCCGACGAAGAGAUGUGGAUGGAUCUCGAUCAGCUCGACGAGGAGACAGUCAGACGCAUUUUGAGAGUGUGCUGAUCAAGACGGCCACCAGACACGAACAGCAACUCACAUCCCUCGAGUCGGACCGGAGCUUUGUGUUCUUCAUGGAGAAGGGAAACCACGGCCUGAUCGGUAUGAUGAUCCAGGCCAGCCAAGCCUGGCACCAGAAGUACGCUCUCCAGACCGCGGAAGCGGCCCACUGGAUCACGCGGUCUCCGCUCCAGUGGGCAUACACGGAAUGGAACGCAGAGCAGAAAAAAGCCCUUCCGUCAAGCCGGGACAACCUGCCGCACGAGGAAGCCAAGAGAGCGGUGAACAACCUACUCAAGAUCACGGCGAAAGACGACAUCGUGCACCGAUUUCAAAGCCUAAAACCGCUGAAGCCGGAACUCCAGGCGGAAGUGGUGGUGAUGCUUCUCACCCUUACGCUUCACCAAAAGGGAGAAGAAAUCCAAAAGGACUUGGAUCUGCUCGCGGACAACAGUGUGGGUAAGGUGGUGGGGCUGCGACUUCGCCGCGAAAGAGUCUCCAAGACCGCGCUCGCCAAAGAGCUGGAGAAGCUCCGCCUGUAA
This is a messenger RNA of Symbiodinium necroappetens, 1413 nucleotides long. NCBI's taxonomy places the organism in Eukaryota, Dinophyceae, Suessiales, Symbiodiniaceae. The record is from the annotation of a GenBank genome assembly.